UAUCUUUGUAAGGUCACAAGACCCACUUUGUUUAUUUAGUUUCUAAACGCAGAGGGAGAAGAGAGAGAGAAAUGAGAGGCUUUGUGCCAGAUAAACUGAUAGAAAACUUCCCAACCUCUCUUCUUUAACUUUACUAGUCUCUACGUUUUUCUCUUCCUUUUGCGGUGCAGCCUCCAACUGAAAGUCCUCUAUAAUAUAUAUCCUCAAUUAUUCUAGCUCUUGGAGAGAAGUCUUAUCUCACGCCAAUCUCUCGUUUCCCACUAUGAGGAAUGAGGAUAAUUACUUAGACCUCAACAAUCUGCCAGUUGAUUCUUCUAGAGAUGGCAAUAAGCAAACCCUGGAGGAAGGUUCUUCGUCUGGUCAAAGAAAGAAGAAAUGUAGUAAAGAAGCGAAAGAUGAGAGCGGGAAGGUGUACGAAUGUCGAUUUUGUUCACUGAAGUUCUGCAAAUCCCAAGCUCUUGGUGGCCACAUGAAUCGCCACCGACAAGAGAGGGAGACGGAGACAUUGAAUCAAGCCCGUCAAUUGGUCUACCGUAACGAUACAUUAACCCCACCAGGAAUUACACCUUUCGGAUAUCAAACCGCAGAUCCAACAAUAUAUCGGUCGGUUUACUCAUCACCGAUGCUAUAUACCGGAAGCUCCUCAACAAACUUGGUUCCCCAACCGCUUCAACCACCAUAUCCAUACUCUUCAAACCAAUACUCGCCCUACAACAACAUCAAUGAUUACUACUUCAGCCAAUCCUUUCGAGGCAAUAGAAGCAUCUCUCCAAACCCUAAUCUUCCCACAACAACAACCGUUAAUUACAUGGCUGGUGGUCCUGUGGAAUCAAGCUACACUUGCGUCGGUGAACCCAUUGAUCAGACCGGUUUUCCUAACCGUGGCUCCGCCAUAGUCCGUGCGCCGCCGCUGGAACCGCCACAAGUUCGUGAUGGUGACGUUUCACGGCAGCGUUUGGAUCACUCUCUUCGGUUGCCUAUUAACCGGUUUCAAGAUCAUCACUCGCUCUGAGUUUUAUCAUAUUCCCUCUGCUUCUUUUUAUUUAUUUUCUUCUUUUAGGGUAUUUUCUUGUUCUCUUCUUUUGUUUAAGUCGUCGAGAAAGUAGGGUCUCGAAUUGUCUAAACGCCACGGAUCCUACAUGUGUUGUCAGCCAAUUGCCCGCUUGUUGUUGUUCUUUUUCGUUCUAUUUUAGUUGAAAUAAAGAUAUUAGCAUCUAAAUAA
Molecule: messenger RNA, 1222 nt
Organism: Raphanus sativus (radish)
Lineage: Eukaryota; Viridiplantae; Streptophyta; Magnoliopsida; Brassicales; Brassicaceae
Product: zinc finger protein JAGGED
Exons: 5
Coding region: 263-1012 (249 amino acids)
Molecular function (GO): DNA-binding transcription factor activity
Source: RefSeq, a predicted model, not a curated record